This is a messenger RNA of Poecilia latipinna (sailfin molly), 4969 nucleotides long. RefSeq lists its product as uncharacterized. The record is from RefSeq and is a predicted model, not a curated record. Gene Ontology annotation, biological process: regulation of telomere maintenance via telomere lengthening; telomere capping. Gene Ontology annotation, molecular function: telomeric repeat DNA binding. NCBI's taxonomy places the organism in Eukaryota, Metazoa, Chordata, Actinopteri, Cyprinodontiformes, Poeciliidae. The transcript has 24 exons. Bases 357 to 4271 code for a protein of 1304 amino acids. Gene Ontology annotation, cellular component: shelterin complex.
UGAAUGAGCAGAAUUGCUAGGUCGAUCCGGUCUUCGUCAACCAACCAGGAAAGAGGGUUUGCCAUGAUCUGGACUGAGGCGGAUGAGACCAGGAACCAUUGUUCUGCUCAUAAUCCGAGUCCAAGACAAAAUUCAGGAGGUUUUUCAUGCGUCCAGAAAAACCGCACCUCCUUUUCAUGGGUUGUCGAUCGCAGAUGGUUGACACACUUAUCAAAAAAUUUGGAUUUAUUUAUAAAGCUAUCUCAUAAGGCUUGCUCUCUGUGUCUUUCUCUCCUUCCCCGUUCAUUUUCUGUAGCAACCACAACCCGAGGGCGAGAUCCAGGGCCGUGCAUUUUUCCCUUUCGGUCAGCUGCUAAAUGGAAAUAAAACGCGGAGCGGAAAGUGGAAACAGCCGAGGUAAUGAUCUCCCUGUCCGUUAUCUGCGGCUCCUGGCCCCACCCUUGCAGCUCCUGUCGGCUGCAGUGUGGCAAGUCGUGCAACGGGGACUCGUGGACCACUAUGGGAUGCUAGAGGAGUUUGUUACCAUGGUGACGGAGCUGGUCCCAGAGCUGAUGAGCUAUAGUCAGAGGGCUCAGCUCAUCCUGGGCCUUAGGGCCAGGUUGGUCCUGGAGCUCUGUCGAGGAGAUCACCCAGUGGACAUGCAGACCAUUCAGCCACAUCUGGACAGGAUAAAAGCUCCGGUCAGCACAGCCAAGGAUCACCAUGUAACCAUAAACCAGGUGGAGGAGUCUGAGGUGAACUUUGUUGAGCUGGUGCACUCAUUACUUGAAGAUCCAUCUGAGAGGAAAUAUUUUUUCCAAGAAAUCUUCCCGGUGUAUUUCGGCCCAAAGUAUGACGCUGCCCUCGAGAUGCUGGUGUGGGAGUUCAUAUCAAGACUGGAUGAGCUAAUGCCUAUUCCAGACUUCAACCAGUUGGCAGCUUUGCUGACAGACGUCCCUACAUUUCUUGAAGACUGUUUACGAACAUUUUUCCCACCAGAUGACAUGAAGGCUUUACUUGAUCACCACAAGAACCUCGGCCAUUUUGAAGAAAAAGAUCCAGAACUUUUACCAAUGGAUGACUGCAUCCUCUCCUCCCUCUCGCUGCCUCCUGGAACCAGACCCGUCAUUAAAGCCACCUCCGAGUCUCCUGCCCAAGCGAAUGACUCGACCCCUCCAGCACAUCUUGGAGCCGCGAGCAACACCAGCGGCCACGAGAAGCCGAGCACGAGGGCUUCUGACGCGCUGAGACAGAAGCUGAGGGAGGAGCGGGAGUCCGGCGCUUGGCAGCUGCAGGUCAGGAACAUGAACACUUCUCAGGAACGGAAAAUGUCGAGCGCGACGCGGCCGUGCAGCGAAACCAUUGACCUCACCGUUUCCAACGAGGGGGCGGACUCGGACUCGGAGGCCAGCGAGAGCGCCCACAGCUUGCUGGGCUCUCAGAGCUCGAGAAAGAGGAAGCUGAGCGGAGGCGUGGACGUUCCCAGGAAGCACAACGCCGAGGCUUCGGCCGUCCUAAACUCCUCAGUGGAUGAUGAGAAUUCAGGUGAAUCUCCCCUGAUCUCCAUAUGGGGAGAAUAUACAGACUCUCAGGAACGUUCCUUCCCCGUUCUGAUGGACUCAAAGGUCCCCUGGUCAGAUGAAGAGACGCUCCAUCUGCUUGACAUCUGGGGGAAGGAUUCGGUGCAGCAGGCCUUGAAGGGCUGCUUGAAGAACCGCCACAUAUUUACUCAAAUCGCGCAGAAGAUGGCCGAGAGGGGCUACAUGAGGACUGUGGAGCAGUGCCAGACGAGGAUCAAACGACUGAAGAAAUGCUUCCGCCAGAGCCUCAAAGGGAACUCGAGGCCGGACCAUAAAUUUUACUCAAAGCUUGAGCAGAUCAUCGGCUCGUCGUCCGCCUCGUCUCUCCCCGAGAUAACCUACGACGUGGAGGAAGUCGUCGACGACGACGACGACACCCAAGACGGCGAAGAAGACUUGCAGUUUAUCGGACACUCCGGCCAGCUGGAAAUCGGAACUCGAAGUGUGCCGUGGACAGACAUGGAGACCCUGGCCCUCAUCAACAUUUGGAGCACCGACAAAAUGCAGCAGGACCUGAGGGGGAACCGAACGGGACACCUUUUCUCCAUCAUAUCCAGCAAGAUGGCCGCCCUGGGCUUUUCCCGCACGCCGGAGCAGUGCCAGACGAGACUGAAACGGCUCAAAUCCAGCUUUAGGCAGUGCUACCAAAACAAUUUGAAAGGACAGGAACAAGUUCAGUGCAAGUUUUACAAUGAGCUGGGAAGGAUUUUAGUCAAGGACUUCCAGUCGGUGAUGCAGCUGGACGACAUGUCGAUGAAGGACGACGACGGCGACUUUCCUUCCUUCAGUCACCAUAACAUCGAGUCUGCUGUGGGAGUUCAGGAGGACCGAAAGAAAGUGCCGUGGUCCGACAAAGAGACCAUCAUCCUCCUGGAGGUUUGGGGUGACCCUCAGAUGCAGCAGUGCUUGAGGCGGUACCCGCACAACGGACACAUCUUUACCGAGGUGUCGGAGAAGCUGAAUGCCAACGGUUACUCCCGCACCCCGGAGCAGUGCCACACCAGGAUCAAGCGUCUGAAAGCCGCCUACCGCCAGUGUAAAGAAAACAUGAGCUCAUCUGGGACGGACCGAGUCGACUUUAAAUUCUACGAUCUGCUGGAGCAGAUUCUGGACAAGCAGCCGUCGACGUCGUCCGCCAUCAUAACCGACUCUAUUGAAAUAUCAGAAGACUCCAAUGGAGAGUCUGGAACAGAGAGAGAUGGAGAGAGCCCGGAGCUGUCGGCAGAAAAACCAGCAACCAACACCUGGUCGGACGAGGAAACCCUGGCUCUUAUCGAGAUCUGGGGCGACGUGGACAUCCAGCGGGCCCUGAGGGGCUUCAUCCACAACGGGCACGUUUACGCCGAGAUCUCGGAGCGGCUGCACGACCUCGGCUUCUCCAAAACCCCGGAGCAGUGCCGCUCCAAAGUCAAGUCGCUGAGGAUCAACUUCCGGCAGUGCUAUGACAGGAAGAAGAGUGGGAGAAAAAUGGAUUACAAGUUCUACCACCAGCUGGAGCAGAUCCUGGGCCAGGAGGCCAUGAGCAUCGACGAGUUUGACGAGCGGGACGAUCAAGUCGCCGUGGAUCCAGGCUCUUCAGAUGAACAGACGAACGCGCCGUGGUCGGAGGAGGAGACGGUGGCCCUCGUCGAGGUGUGGGCCGCCGACGACGUGCAGCACAGCCUGAAGAACUCCAUGCGCAACGGCCACGUGUACGAGGACAUAUCCGAGAAGCUGGCCUCCUACGGCUACCUGAGGACGGCGGAGCAGUGCCAGCUGAGGAUCAAGCGGCUGAAGAAGACGUACAGGCGCUACUGCAACAGCCGCAGAAAUCCAAUGAUUUCCAGAAACGGAGGGCGGCCGGCGGUGUUUCGAUACUUCGACCUCCUUGCCCCGGUGCUCGGCAACGAACUGGCGUUCGCAGACGUAGACGGUGCGACCACUGAUGCCGCCGUAGAGCCUCUUAUGGACCGCGAUCCUGUGAUGUACGAGCAGCCCUCGACCAGCCACAUCCUGACGGACAUGAGCAGAAAGACGCCCUGGUCCGACCUUGAGACUCGCACCCUCCUGGAGAUCUGGGGUGAGGACAGCGUCCAGCUCACCCUGAGGGGCUGCCUGAAGAACCGACACGUGUUUGAGUACAUCUCAGAGAAGCUGAGCAACCACGGCUUCAUCAGGACCACCGAGCAGUGCUACACCCGCAUGAAGCGCCUUAAAUACAGCUUUGUCCACGAAAAGGAAGAAUUCAAAUUCUUCAAUGAAAUGGACAAAAUCUUUAGGAAGGACCUGAACAUGGACGACUCUGCUGUCAACCCGUUCACCGUGGACGAAGCGGAUGAGUUUGCUUCUGAAGCGCACCAAGCGAAAGCUUCAGGUAACCACUGGCUGGCCGACAGCUCCAAGAUGGCCUGGGGGGACGGAGAGACUGAGGCCCUGCUGGACAUCUGGGGCAGCGCUGAGAUCCAGGAGAAUCUGAAGGGUGGCAACAAGAACAAAAGCAUCUACAAGCAGAUAUCUCAGGUCAUGGCCAGCCAGGGCUACCUCCGCUCCCCUGAACAGUGUCAGUCCAGGGUGAAGAGGCUGAGGGCCAACUUCAGACAGUUCCUGGAGGGACGACAAGGGGAUAAACAAGAGUGCAAAUAUUUUGAGCAGUUGGUGCAGAUCUUUGGCACCAAGUAUGUGAUGAACUCUGAUUCGCUGACUGACGAUGCGCCUGAAGUCAUAGAGUCGUGAAAUCCUUCCUCUUCACGGCGAUGAUGAAACAGCUGCAGAUGACCGUGCGUCGUCCAGACGAACUGAGACGUUAGUGCUGAAAUAUUUACAGAAAAUCUGUCUGUACACACUUUAAAUACUUUGACAUUCUUUAGAAAUACAGACCUAGAUCAGACUGAAGUUGUGUGAGUGAGUGAGUGAGUGAGUGAGUGUGUGUGCGCGCGUGUGUGUGUGUGUGAGUGUGUGUUCCUCCUCUUGAGUGUCUUGUGAUAAACUAAAACCAGAGCCAUGACACGAGGCGCUCAGGACUCGAGGGAAGCCGAACGCAGCGCUCCUCAGCGAGAACACGUUUUUGUAGUGAUUCAUUUUUACUUGAACCUAAAGAGACUGAAUCGAAGCACACGCGAGUUAAACCCCCCACCCCCACAAAUUUCCAAAAUCAGCUGUCGCCACAAACGUUUCAUCGCAACUCCUGCCCCGCUCUGUCACGUCGACUGCACAUGUUUAUACCGUUUGAAAUCCACGUGCAUUAGAUGGAAAAACAUUCGAGUCUCUUUGUUCUGUACUCAGUGUGAGUUAACGUUGUCCAGAAUUUUAUUUAUUUAAUUUAUAUAUGUAUUUUAUAGGUUUAAUUGUGUCGCCAAACCUUAUUGCAGUACAUUUGUGCCACAAAAUGUGUCAAAGUUUUUCAUAUUCAUUAAAAACAAACAUGAAUUGCC